Penicillium atrosanguineum is the source of this 900-nucleotide messenger RNA. Its product is annotated as SDR family NAD(P)-dependent oxidoreductase. Gene Ontology annotation, molecular function: oxidoreductase activity. Bases 1 to 900 code for a protein of 299 amino acids. Gene Ontology annotation, cellular component: cytosol. Lineage: Eukaryota; Fungi; Ascomycota; Eurotiomycetes; Eurotiales; Aspergillaceae. The transcript is spliced from 2 exons. The record is from RefSeq and is a predicted model, not a curated record.
AUGGCACCCUUUCCAUCCCCAACUUCAACAUGGCACUCUGAGAGUUACCCAUCGAUUUCUCCCACCCGCCCGGAACUUUCUGCUAAAGGCAAGACGGUGCUUGUGACUGGAGGUGGUACUGGAAUAGGUGCAGAGACUGCUAUGUCUUUUGCAGUGGCCGGUGCUUCUCGAAUCGCUCUUCUUGGCCGCCGGGAACAGCCCCUCCUUGCAACCAAAGCAUCCAUCCAAGAGAAGUUCCCCGAGGUUGAAGUUUACGUAGCUUCGACCGAUGUCAGCGACCGGAGUCAGGUGGAUAUCGCAUUUUCAGCCUUUGCUAGCCACAAGAAUAUUGAUGUCCUGGUCAGCGGUGCAGCUGUGGCUGGUCCUCUAGGUCCUGUGAAGGGUGUGGAUAGUGAGAGGUUCCUCGAAGCUGUCCAGAAGAAUAUCAGAGGAUCUUUGUUUGUCGCGCAAGCCUUUCUUCGCCAUGCAUCCCGAGAUGCAGUUGCUAUUGAUAUCAACUCAAGUGCUGCACAUGUGAAUGUUACCGAUGGGUUUGCGGCGUAUUCCGUCGCUAAGCUGGCGGUAUACCGACUUUGGGAUACUCUGGUCUUCGGGAACCCCAAUCUUAGCAUCUUCCAUAUUCAACCCGGUAUCGUGGACACGGACAUGAAUAGAGAAGCCGGAGGUGUCAAAGCUAUUGGCAUCGAAGACCAUGUUUCUCUGCCAGCGAAUUUCUGUGUCUGGCUUGCUAGUCCCGAAGCUCAGUUUUUGAAGAGCAAGUUUUUGUGGGCAAACUGGGAUGUUGAUGAGCUGAAAGCGAAGGCGAGAGAGAUCGAAGCCAGUAGUCAGCUCAGCAUCUGUCUUGGGGGAUGGCCGUUUCAAGAUGCCGACUGGAGUCCCACUUGGAACUCUGAUGCGUGA